UUAAGGUUAGGAAUUAGAAAUUUAAAAAUUAAAAAUAUUUAAACAUGAAAUAUUUUUACAAAAUGUGUUAAAAGAUAAAUUAACAUAAUCUAACUAAAAAUGUUUAAAUUAUGUAACAAAUCGUGUAUUUCACAUUUAUUUAGAAUAUCAAAUUUGACUGAAAAUUAUAAAUUUUGUCUAGUGACAUUUAAAUCACCAAUUAUAAGAUUUAAACACGACGAACAAGUUAAACCCUCUCUACCUCGACCAGAAAAAGAAUUACCAGAUCAUAGAAAAAUUGGAAGAGAACAAGAAUUAUUUUUCUUCCAUGAAAUGUCUCCCGGUUCUUGUUUUUUCCAACCUUAUGGAACUCACAUAUACAAUACACUGGUAAAUUUUAUUCGAAGCGAAUAUAGGAAAAGGGGAUAUCAGGAGGUAAUUUCCCCGAAUAUUUACAAUACAAAGUUAUGGCAGACUUCAGGCCACUGGUCGCAUUAUUCAGAGAAUAUAUUUUCAAUAGAUAUAGAGAAUGAUAAAUAUGCAUUGAAGCCCAUGAAUUGUCCGGGACAUUGUUUAAUUUUUGACCACCGCAUUAGGUCCUGGAGGGAACUUCCUCUUCGUCUAGCAGAUUUUGGUGUGCUUCAUAGAAAUGAACUGUCAGGUGUAUUAACAGGUUUGACUAGAGUUAGAAGAUUUCAGCAAGAUGAUGCUCACAUUUUCUGCACUCCUGAGCAACUGAAAAGUGAAAUAAGUGAUUGUUUAAAUUUUGUGGAAUAUGUUUAUUCUACAUUUGGCUUUACCUUUGAACUGUGUUUGUCAACUAGACCUGAGAAAUAUAUUGGGGAGCCAGAAUUGUGGGACUCUGCUGAAAAAGCAUUAGAAGAAAGUCUUGUUCAGUUAAACAAACCUUGGCAGUUGAACCCUGGUGAUGGAGCAUUUUAUGGCCCAAAAAUUGAUAUAACCAUUAAAGAUGCGAUUGGCAGGCCUCAUCAGUGUGCAACCAUUCAAUUAGACUUUCAGCUACCCAUUAGGUUCAAUUUAUUAUAUGAUAGUGAUAGUGGGGAAAAGAAAAGACCAGUCAUGAUCCAUAGAGCAAUUCUUGGGUCAGUUGAAAGAUGUAUAGCUGUUUUAAGUGAAUCUUAUGCAGGUAAAUGGCCUUUUUGGUUAUCACCAAGACAAGCUAUGGUAAUUCCUGUUAGAUCGACUUGUGCUGAAUAUGCAAACGAAAUUAGGGAAAAACUUUUUAAUGCUGGAUUUAUGAUAGAAGUUGAUCUUGAUUCCCACAAUACUCUCAAUAAGAAAAUCAGGAAUGCACAGUCUCAACAGUUCAAUUUUAUAUUAGUGGUUGGAGAAAAAGAAAAGUCAAAUGGGACAGUAAAUGUUCGUACUCGAGAUAAUAUUGUGCAUGGACAAUAUAGUUUAGAUGCUUUAAUACAGAUGUUUAGUGAAUUAAAAAAUAAGUUCGUUAAGAAUGAGUAAGAGUUCUAAGAAUAAAU
Messenger RNA from Diabrotica balteata, 1475 nucleotides. The record is from the annotation of a GenBank genome assembly. Lineage: Eukaryota; Metazoa; Arthropoda; Insecta; Coleoptera; Chrysomelidae.